Molecule: messenger RNA, 2196 nt
Organism: Vigna angularis (adzuki bean)
Lineage: Eukaryota; Viridiplantae; Streptophyta; Magnoliopsida; Fabales; Fabaceae
Exons: 10
Coding region: 919-2043 (374 amino acids)
Source: RefSeq, a predicted model, not a curated record
CGUCCGUUGUGGGGGGGGGGGGGGGGGUCGGAUGUCUAUAAUAUUAUAGACGUCCGGGCCCCUCCUACGGACGUCUAAAACCCCCAGCGAAUAUCAAUUUUAAAUCCCCAAAGACGUCAUAUUAGUGAUAUCCCCGACGUCUAUAUGAUUAUAAACGUCGGGGCCCCAUAGUACCGGGCGUCUAAUAGUAUUUAUACUAAUAUGCGAAUCCGCGAGCAGUUACGCUCACUGUUCAUCGUCUACCCCGCGAACUCUCUCUGUGGCAUUGCAUUUCCAGUUUGUUGUGUGGUCUUGGGCGGCUUUUUUGACUGUUUUUGGCCUACGUUUUAGGCCGUGCCCUCCUCGAUUUCCCUCCCUUUCAUUUGGAAUCUACUCUUCAGGGUAAAAGGUUAGCCGCCCAAGAAAGACAAAGGCUAAACGAUGCACCACACUUGUUACACGAGGUGGUUAUGCAAAACUGGAAAAGAAACUUAGAAAGUCUAGAGCGGAUGCCUUGGGACUUGAGUCGCCGGACCUAGCACCUGCACCUGCUAGGUACGAGCUGUGGAAGGCUGCUCUGACUAAAUUUGAUGGGAACAUGACAUCUUCCUCAGCUGCCUUGAUCUCACAGAGAAUUGAUGAGUUGGUUGAGCAGCAGACUCAGGGCACAUUUGCUGGCCAAGGUAGGGGCGACAUUCUAACAACGGCCAUUGGAAGGCCCGAGCACCUAGGACGUGUACGUGGAGUUCCUGGGGCGAUUGGUCUUCGUGACUACUUUAGCCCUACACAGAAAACCCCCCAUCAAUGAGUCAGGAGACACUGAGGCAGAUGGAUCUUCAGUAGGAGGAAAGACUCAACCAAAGCAUGAGAUCAAUGGAGCAACGAUUCAUGGAGCAGCUAUAAGAACAAAAAGAAAUACAAAGAGCGCUUGAAGAAAAGAUGCAAUCCAUGACGCAAGGCAACAUGGGGGCCGCUGAAACUCCCACACCACCUCGUGUCAGCACUAGAGGAUCAUGCUCUGCUGUAGAACCCACUCAGUAUAGCGGUCAGUAUGAGCUGUUGGUUGAUGGGGAUCCCCCACGCAUUGUGGCUGUCGGACGAGUGCUUGAGGAAGGGCAGACUAUUCAUGGUGUUGCCAUAUUACCCCAGCACGUGCGUGUGACGAUUGACGAGGUUCAGGAUCACCAGGCUCAGGUGCCUGUACCCACUCCAGAAAUUAACUUUGUGGGGGAGGCCAUAGGAUCAUUUAUUGCCUGGCCUAGAGCAUUGAUCAUGUCACACAUCGCUACUCCACAGUUCACACGUCCUCAAAAGCAGCCAAUUCAUGAUACAGUCAUACAUGAAGAUGAUGACAUGGCUGAAGCGGAGGAUGAUCCUCUAUCAAAGCUAAUGACAAAAUUACCUAGGUUGAAGAAAGCACCAUUAGAACUAUACUUGGAUUUGAGAGUAUUUGGUGUUCCCCAACAUGUGCCAGUUUAUAUCACAUUCUCUGAUGCAUUGGAGGUGAUUGGGGGAGACAUGAUGUUGAAUAUUUCCAUCAUUCAGCUGUGGUGCAUGUACAUGGACACAAUCGUUGUAGACCAAGGUCGGUCUUCCAUGUACGGAUUUGUUGAACCUCAAACCAUUCAACCGUCUGGUAACACACUUCAAAACAGACAACAUUAUUUGCAAACAUGGAUGGAUGAGUCAAAAAGAGACGUAUACCUUGUGCCAUACAUUGAUGGCAUGCACUGGCAACUGAUGGUCAUCAUUCCCAAAGCAUGUAAAAUUAUAUGGUUUUGUUCGUUGCAUAGGAAGAUGAAAAAUGACUUGAGAAUAAUUCUUCAAGGAGUUAUUGGUAAAUCACGUGGUCAACUGGUUCAAAUUUUGUAUCCAAAGUAUAACCAGCAACUAGAUUCAUGGGAAUGUGGCUUCUAUGUGAUGUGUUGGAUUAAGACCAUCAUUCGAGUUGUCAUUACAGAUGACUGGAAUGAGCGCUUCAAGAGUACAUCGCCUAUUCCAGAGGACACAAUUAAACAGAUAAGGCAGGAGUGGACCGCUUAUCUUCUGCAAAGAUGGAGUUAGGAAUAAUUUUAUUUGUUGUUGAACAUUGCUUAGUUUUAGUUUAAGUUUUAUCUUGAUAGUUUUGGUAGUGGAUUAUAUUUUACAUUAAGUAGAACUUUGUUUAUAUGAAACGCAUAUAUAUAUUAUUGCAAAAUUGUUCUGGGACAAUUUUCU